This is a messenger RNA of Auanema sp. JU1783, 1767 nucleotides long. The record is from the annotation of a GenBank genome assembly. Lineage: Eukaryota; Metazoa; Nematoda; Chromadorea; Rhabditida; Rhabditidae.
AUGAAAUUAUAUUUUUUUGCUUUCGCCAUCCUCUCAUUGGCAGCAUCAGCGUCUGCCUUCUGUCCUGACGUAUUUCAGAACCAGACUGCCUGUACCUGCUCAGAGAAUGUCGAAGGAAUAAUUGUGAAAUGUUCUGGUCAUCAUGGUCCUCUAGUUAUCGAAGAGCUAAAGAAACAACAUCAUGAACUCAGAGAGCUUACUAUCGAAAACGCUAACAUCGUUGAGAUUGGACCAAGAGCUUUCAAAAAUCUUCGUAUCAAGAAGCUCAACAUGGAUAACAACCGUAUCAGAAAAAUUCAUCAUGAUGCCUUCAGUGGAUUAGAAAACUCAUUGGUCGAGCUUUCCAUGUCUAACAAUAAGCUCACUGACAUUCCAACAAAAUCUCUGUCAAACCUUCGUGCUCUCAGCAUUCUUCAAAUGAAAUGCAAUAAGAUCGGAAAUCUCACAGAGACAUCCUUCAUUAACAUUUCAACUCUAAUUGACCUUGAUCUCUCAUGCAAUAAGAUUUGCGAAAUUUCAAAGGAUGCUUUUGGAUCUAUCAAGUCUACACUACAAAAUCUCAUUUUGGAUAGCAAUUGUAUGAAAAACUUCCCAGGCGAGGCUCUUAAAGGAAUGGAUAGUCUGAUUGGUGUUCACAUGAAAUACAACAAGUUACAAGAAAUUGAAAAGAACUCAAUUGUUAACAUGCCAUCACUCUCUCUGUUGACCCUCAGCAACAACAACAUCUCUUACAUUCAUCCAGGAUGUGUUGAGAAUAGUGAUAACAUUCAUUAUGUUUAUCUUUCUGAUAACAGAUUAACUGGUAUUGACUCUGGUGUUAUGUCUCAAUUCAAGCAAGUUCAGGUUCUGGAUUUAUCUUUCAAUCUCUUUGAAAAAAUCGAUGAAACUACAUUCACAGGAAUGGACAGCCUCCAACACUUAAACUUAGAUAGCAACUAUCUUACUGAAGUAGUUCCACGAAGUUUCGAAGGAAUGCCACUGUUGCUGCUCUGGCUUCCAAACAACUGUAUUCGUAAUAUCAGCCAGAACUUGUUCCAAGGAAUUCCAUAUCUUCGUCAACUCUCAUUGACAAACAAUUACAUCAGUGAAAUUCAGCCAUUAUCUUUCUUGCAUUUGGCUAAUCUUCAUCAUCUUGAUCUCUCUAAUAAUCAAAUCUUGAAUCUUCAACAAGGAGCCAUUUCUGGAUCUGAUCACUUGACUGUUCGUCUCCAAGAAAACCCAAUGGUAUGCACAGCUGAUGGUUUCCAUGUUAUGAAUGGACGAGAAGCUAUCAACUUGACAACCGAACCCAAUUUGAUUUGUAAAGGAAACUGGCGCAAACCAAUGGACCAAACUUGUGCUAAGAAACACACAAGACCAUAUCACCCAGUAUGUUGUGGAGUAGAAGAAACAACCCCUGGCCCAUCUACUACAACUACUGCUGCCACAACUACGGAAAUGCCUGAAGAGACUGAAAAACCAGUCGAGACAGUUGAUGAGGAAGAGUCCACUGAGGAAGAGGAAGAAGAAGUUGAAGAAUCCACUACUGAAGCCGUUUCCACAACAACUGAGGAAACAACCACACGUAAAAUCAACAUGAUGCGUUUCAUGCGCUUACAACAAGCUACAGCAGAAUCGAAAAAAACUCCAACUACUAAGCAUCGCCCACGUUAUAUGGGUUUCAUGAUGAACGACAGAAUGCUGGCUAGCCAUGAACUCAAAACUACUCAGAAAGAAAUCCGUGAAGAAGAAGUAAUUGAGGAUAGCGAGGAGGAUGAGAUACUUUAA